Molecule: messenger RNA, 804 nt
Organism: Kwoniella shivajii
Lineage: Eukaryota; Fungi; Basidiomycota; Tremellomycetes; Tremellales; Cryptococcaceae
Exons: 4
Coding region: 1-804 (267 amino acids)
Source: RefSeq, a predicted model, not a curated record
AUGUCUUCAAGAAGACAAGAUGAGAAUGCUAUUGUACCUUCACGUAGAGGAGUAGGUACACAUACUCUAUCAUCAGCGAACAAGAUCAAAUUCAAGGAAAAUGCCAUACCAUCCAAAUCGAAAUCCAACCCUAUCUUGAGGAAGGGAAUUGACAAGUCCAUAGUAAAGAAUGAAAAUAGUACAGGAGAAGAGAAAGUCGAUAAGAAAGACGUCAAAUCAAUUCGUAAACCACUAAAUUCAACCCCUGCGUCAUCAGCCCCAAAUGCAAGAUCAGCUUUAUCUUCGAAACCCGUCAUCACUCAACAUAACCCUACCGCUCAAUCUAAACCCUCCACAAUGAGAACUAACGGUAAAGUCUCAACUACAACUACCAAGAGAACAAUACGACCUACUGGAACUCCUGCACAAGUUAAAUCCGCAAAACUCAAAAGUACUUUGAACGUUUACACACCUGGUCCGACCAAUACGAGCACAAAUCCGAACAAAAGCAAGAAUAAAGUUCUCGUUGAAGAGAAUGAUGAUAUAGAUGAUAUUGAGUAUAUGCCUCCCAGGGUACAGGAAAGGGAAUAUCAAUCUCAUUUAGGUGAGGUGCCAGUACAUGAAGACGAUAUAAUAUUCUCGAGACAUGAACCCGAACCUGAAUUCAAUCUUCGACUGGACGAAAUAAAACCAUUGAACAUGGAUGCUGAUGCAAUAAAUCACGAUGAUUCGUUCAACAUUGAUUUACCCGAUCAAAGUCAAUUCCUUACUGCAAUUCCAGCUGAAAACGAUAUUGAGCAAGAUGACUUCCUACUUGAGAUAUGA